Chelonus insularis is the source of this 1365-nucleotide messenger RNA. RefSeq names its product growth hormone-inducible transmembrane protein-like. The record is from RefSeq and is a predicted model, not a curated record. The transcript has 5 exons. Bases 148 to 1167 code for a protein of 339 amino acids. Lineage: Eukaryota; Metazoa; Arthropoda; Insecta; Hymenoptera; Braconidae. Gene Ontology annotation, cellular component: mitochondrial inner membrane.
UGAUAAGAAAAGAAAUAGAAAAUAUUUUUCUUCUCGCUCUGUUGUGUUAUUGAACAGUGUAAAGCGCAAUUAUUUCGAUUUUACCAUCAGUCUUAAAGUGAAACGUCUAGAAAACAAAAGUAAAUUGCGUCAUAAAAAACAGUAAUAAUGUUGUUGGCAAAAGUUUGCCGAGCUUCAAUUUCACCUCAAGUGACUUCUUUGCUUAAAACACCCGUUGUACCAAGAGCCACCAAAUUCCAAGUAACUAGGUUAUAUGCGUCUGAUGGAAGAACGUUUGCAAGAUCUGGAAGGAUUAGAGCAAAAAUUAUUGAAGAUGUAACUAAAGUACCAGGAGAAACAGCAUUCAACGUUGGAAAGGGAUUUGCUGCUGGUGGUGCUGUACUUGGAUUAGGAGCUUUGUGUUAUUAUGGAGCAGGUCUUUCUUCAGCCACUGGUGCCAUAGACCAUGCAAAAUUUUGGCCUGAAUAUGUUAAAGAUCGAGUUCACACUACUUAUAUGUACUUUGGAGGAUCUAUUGCUGCUAGCGCAGCAACAGCAGCAGCAUGCUUGAGAUCUCCAGCUGUAAUGAGAAUGGUAACACAAGGAGGAUGGGUAGCGAUGGGCGUUAGUUUAGUAGCCAUGAUCGGAUCGGGAAUGUUAGUACGAAGUAUACCAUACCAAGAGGGUUUUGGAGCUAAGCAAAUGGCAUGGCUCGUUCAUUCAGGAGUUAUUGGAGCUGUUAUUGCUCCUCUUUCACUUCUUGGAGGACCAAUUAUGCUCAGAGCAGCCAUGUAUACUGCUGGAAUUGUUGGUGGAUUGUCUGCAGUUGCUGUUUGUGCUCCAAGUGAUAAAUUUCUCAACAUGGGUGGACCUCUUGCCAUUGGUUUGGGAGUUGUUUUUGCUAGCUCUAUCGGAAGUAUGUUUCUUCCGCCCACUACAGCAGUAGGAGCUGGACUGCAUUCUAUGGUGCUUUACGGAGGUCUUGUACUCUUUUCAAUGUUCUUACUUUAUGAUACUCAAAGAAUCAUAAAACAAGCUGAGACUCAUCCCGUUCCCUAUCGACAGUUUGCAAAUUCCGUUGGAGUUUAUGAUCCAGUCAAUAAUGCAAUCUCCAUUUACCUGGACACAAUCAAUAUCUUUGUGAGAAUAGUUUCUAUUCUAUCUGGAGGUGGUUCGAGGCGCAAGUAAAUUUCUCUACAAAAUUUAGUAUUUUCUCAAUAUAAUUAAUAAUACUUUAUUUGAUUUAUUUUUAAAUAUGUAAUAAGUAAAUUAUUUAAUGGUUAUUAAUUAAUAGAAAUAUGAAUUCCAAAUAGUAAGAUAAAUUCUUUUCAACAGUCACAAUAUUCUUUACAGCUUUUAAAUAUGGAUAAAAAAUUGUAAAAUAUA